Messenger RNA from Cyphellophora attinorum, 699 nucleotides. RefSeq lists its product as uncharacterized. Bases 1 to 699 code for a protein of 232 amino acids. The transcript has 4 exons. Lineage: Eukaryota; Fungi; Ascomycota; Eurotiomycetes; Chaetothyriales; Cyphellophoraceae. The record is from RefSeq and is a predicted model, not a curated record.
AUGACUCCUGAAGAGAGAAAAGCUGCGUUCGGGCUGCAUGUUAAGAUCGACAUCAAACCGGUCGAGGCGGACCUCACACCGGGAACGAGUGAGCUCAGGGAGGAGGAUCUGGUGCCCCUCCAUCAUCCUCCCGGUGGAAUGACUCCUGAGGAGAGAGAAGCCGCCUUUGGGCUGCAUCGCACACACGAGACCAAGCCGGUCAAGUUCAACCGCAUAGCAGGCCCGAGCGAGCUCAGGGAGGAGGACUUGGUGCCUUUUCCUCGUCGUCGUUUUCCUGCGGCGGAGUUCAAGCAUGGACCCAAGACCUACCAGCCGAUCGAUCCGGAUAAAGUUGUCAACGACCUCUUAGACACCCCGGAAGAGGCUUCUGCCGCUGGAUACUGGUGGGCGAACGGCAAGGCGUGGUACACCCGACAAGGAGCUGUUAACUCCGCAACAGCGUCUUCCUCGCAGCGGCCUGUCCAGGUACUAUCGCCCAAGCAUCAUGGGACGGACUACACGUCUCGAAACAAGCUGAGGGAGGACGAGGAGUAUGAGCAUGUCGGUCGUGGCGUCAAGGACGCAUCGUCCAAGCUCAACGGCGACAAGACAAGUGAGGAUGAGGACGACGAGGACUGGGACUACAUCCAGCGCAAGGACACUUUUCCUCUGGAUAAGAAGGGAGACUGGAUUCUUGUCAAGGAUGACAUGCUGAUGUAG